Molecule: messenger RNA, 2072 nt
Organism: Alligator mississippiensis (American alligator)
Lineage: Eukaryota; Metazoa; Chordata; Crocodylia; Alligatoridae
Product: maestro heat-like repeat-containing protein family member 2B
Exons: 16
Coding region: 635-1897 (420 amino acids)
Cellular component (GO): cytoplasm
Source: RefSeq, a predicted model, not a curated record
GCACAUGGACCUGGCACAAAAUUCCCACCCCAGAUUCUUGGUUCUUUUGUAGAGAAAACCUUUCUUCCCUAUCCGCGUCUUCAGGGAAGGCAGUGCAGAGAGCCUGGCCCUCUGCUUCCAGAGGUGGGGAGAGUCAGGAUCUGGGGAAGUGUCAUCAGUUUGCCAGUGGGCAGGGGAUCUGCUUUCCCUCCGAUGCCAAUAUGGGACUACUGAGUAGGAAAGACACGCAGUUCUCUUGCCUCUUUAUAAACCCUAGAAAUAAAAUUGGAGGCCUGGGGACCCUUCUCCUUCCCUGUCAUCCUUUCCAAGGUUUGAGGGAGGGUUUGUGCCAUGGCCGGUCCCUGCCCCCAUUAGGGCAUAAGGGCCGUCCUGACUCCAAUCUGUCCUCUCCUCCCCUCCAGGUGAAGAAGGCCGUCCUUCAUUUCGUCAGGACACUGCUCAGUGUGCAGGGCCUGGAUGACUGGGCCUGGGACUUAGUGGCCUAUAUUUUCAAGCAGUCCAGCUUGUCUAGGAGCCAAAUGCCACAUUUCCUAAGGUUCAGGGGCUGCUGGCGCGACUCCUGGUGGUUGCCUCGGCCCUGGGUGACAGCAGCCGCGCACAUUCUGCCCUGCGGGCACUGUGGGCUCUGCACCGCAUGAUCCACCCUGCUGUUGGAGAGCAGUGGAGGGUCAAGAUUCCCAUCCUGCUCUCGACUAUUGAAGCUUCAGGAAAUCCUGAGACCUCCCAGGACAAUGUGUGGUGGGAGCACCUGCUGCUGAAGUUCCUGAACAUGACACUGAAGAGCAUUGCUGACGAUGCCUGGAGCAGUCAGCUGAGCCUGGAGCUGCAGCACCAGACAGCCAGUUAUGCCUGCUCCUCCCCGGAGAAGAGUUUCCUAUAUAAGGCACUUGGUACCACUUUGGCCUCUUGCCAGGAUGUUGCCCAUGUGAAAUCCCAGCUCCAGAAAUCUCUGAAGGGCACAGAUUACAUGAACGCUUCUGAGAGAGAGCACGUUGUGACCAUCCUGGCAUUCUCAGCCGAGGGCCACCUGGACCUCACCCUGGGCACAAUGGAGGACUUUGGUGUGGCUCUGAGUAAAGUGCAGGUGUCUGGCAUAGUCGGCCGCCUGCAGGACUAUCACCAAGGGAAAAGAGCCAGGACCCACAGGGCCUUGAUACUGGCCUACGGCCGAAUUGCUAUCCAUGCCCCCCGAACACAGCUGCUCCCCCGCGUGGAGCAUGAUCUCAUCAGGAAGGUCCUGCAGUAUUACAUGACCAGCUGCCAGGUGCUUGGCAUCAACUUUGUCAAUAAGGACCCGGACCUAAAGCUGACCCUGAUCCGGUCGGUCACUGAGAUCAGCCGUGCCAUCCAGGACGCAGACGACUCCCAGAGCUUCCAGUUUGCUUACAAAGAGGAGCUCCUGGGGUACAUGCUGGACUUCAUGAAAGAGGAACCAAUGGAUUCCUUGGCCUCUCCUGUUCGCCUCAGGGCCAUGCUUGCCAUUAAGCACCUGAGCAAGGUGAAACCCUCACUAAAUCGGGAUGAAAACAGAAACAUCCUGGAUGACUGCUUAAAAUGCCUGCUGCCUCUUCCAGCUGUUCAGCAGCUGAGGGAAAAGAGUGAGACCUCUCAGGACUCUGUCCAAGUACAGGCACUGCACGAGUUGUCCAUGCAGGCCUUGGGCGAGCUCAUGAGGGGCCUCCUUGAAGAAGACCCCGCUGAGAAUUGGUUCAUGGAAAUGGUCCAUCUGCUUGAGCCAUGGAUCUUCUCUGACAAGGAGCGGGAGAGAGAGAGGGCCUUGCAGGCCAGCUCCCAGCUUCUUGUUGCCUAUCAGGAGACAGUCUAUUGCAGACUACAAGAGCCUUUGGAGCAGUUUGGGUCCCUGCUGGGGCUGCUGGCCCCAUACACUUGCAGCUAGCUGUCUUGCUGCAUCCCGCCUGUGGGCCGCCGACUGCAUUUUCUGCCUUCUGCAGCUACAAAGCCAGUCCGGGACAAUGGAUGCAGCAGAGGGGGAGCUGAGAGGUCUCCGGGAGGAGCUCAAAGCUGCCAGCCCUGAGGCUGUGCUGACAUCAUCCUGCCAAAUGGCGAAGGUC